GUUUCCCCCCCAGGUUUUUUGUGUGUUAAAUGUUCCGAGGAGAAGACUUCAACCCGCAGGUGGCAGAGUAUAUAUAUAAGAGACGCUGCAACCUACGUUCCUACGUCCAAAUGGCUAUUGCGGGGACUUCAAUGUCUGAAUUGUCGCGCGUGUAUGGGUGUUUAAAAUGAAUAGGCCGGUAGAGCGCCAAGCCUCAGCAUCUCACGACCAUGAGCUGGAACUUGAGCAAGUCCCGGCGUCUUCAUCUUCUGGAGGUAUAGAUGCGGCGCCCUGUCCGGGGAGGGUUCAUUCGCAGAGGCAAGAGACGCAGAAUGAGGUGCCCCGGGAAGAACGAAUUUCGAGGCUGCAAGAGACGAGAUUGCAAGAGAGGCCGGAUGCGAUAGAAGAAAAUAUUCAGAGAACGCGAGAAACGCCCGGGACCAUAGAUGAAAACAAUGUGAUCCCGGGAUUUGAGUCCGAGCGAGCGCGAAUCGAGCGGCUGGGCAGAGAAAGACCGCCGCAGUUUCAUUCUCUGUUGGCGGAAAUUGGGUUUUGUUUUUCAAUCUCCAUGUCCCAGGUUUUGGCUGAAUACUUCGUGUCCGGCUUCAACGUCGUGCUCCCCAGCAUAGUGACCAAACUCAACAUCCCGUCCGAAUCAUCCACAUGGCCCGCCAGCGCCUUCUCGCUCGUCAUUUCCUCUUUCCUUUUAGGCUUUGGGCGGCUCGCAGACAUGCACGGCGGAUACCCGGCCUACGUCCUCGGGUUUGCCUGGAUGACCGUGUGGUCCGUGAUCGCGGGCUUCUCGCAGAACGCGCUCAUGUUGAACUUCUGCCGGGCGCUGCAGGGACUCGGCCCCGCAUCUUUUCUCGUGUCCGGCUUGAUGCUCCUGGGCAGCAUCUACCGGCCGGGCCCGCGCAAGAACGUCGUGUUUAGCAUCUACGGCGCCUGCGCGCCCCUCGGCUUCUUCGCGGGCAUUUUCUUCGCCGGCCUCUGCGGCCAGUACCUCACCUGGCGGUGGUAUUUCUGGAUCGGCGCCUGCCUCUGCGCCAUCACGACCGUCGCUGCGUACUUUGCCAUCCCGUCGGACGUGGCCGAGCGGCGCGCCCUCGGCAUCAAAAUGGACUGGUACGGCGCCAUCUUGAUCUUUGCCGGUCUCGUUCUCGUCGUGUUUGCCAUUACGGACAGCUCCCAUGCCCCCCGUGGCUGGGCGACGCCGUAUAUUUUUGUCACGUUUGUCGUGGGCGCCCUACUGCUCGCCGUCGCCGUCUAUGUGGAGGGUUGGGUCGCAGAGCAUCCCCUCGUCCCGCCGGAUCUGUUUAGGAUCCCGUAUAUGAAGCCGCUUGCCGUGACGCUGUUUCUCAUGUAUGGCUGCUUGGGCGUCUAUUUGUUUUAUGCUACGUUUUACAUGGAAACCAUCAUGGGCGCAACCCCGCUCCAAGUCGUCGCCUGGUGCGUCCCCAUGGCUCUCGGCGGCUGCAUCAUCUCCACCGUCGGCGGCUUCUUCCUGCACCUCGUCCCGGGCACUAUCUUGAUCAUCGUCGCCGGCAUCGCCUGGACCAUUGCCCCGCUGCUCUUUGCCAUCGCGCCCGCCCCGCACGCGAAUUACUGGGCCUACGUUUUCCCUUCCAUGAUCUGCGCCACCCUCGCAGUCGACAUUACCUAUAGCGUCACGAAUAUCUUCAUUAGCACCAACAUGCCCAAAAAGAGACAGGGCCUCGCCGGCGCCUUCAUCAAUAGCGUCUUGUAUCUCGGUAUUUCGUUUCUCCUGGGUUUUGCCGAUAUUACUGCCGCCCAGACUUCUUCUUCUUCCUCUUCUUCGUCCUCUGUCUCCUCGAGUGACUCGUCGUCGGCGGCAAAAACCGGGACCGUUUCCGCGGGCGAGACAAAGGCGUACAAGUCGGUGUUCUGGUUCGAAAUGGCAUGCGCCGCCACGGCGCUCGUUGUGGCGAUUGCGUUUGUGCGCAUCACGGAGGCGAAAAGCGAUAUGACGUUUGAUGAAAAGGAGGCCGAGAAGCACGCGGAGAAGGAUGUGACGGCUGUAGAUGCAGGUGCAAUGCAGGAGCAGAGGCGUCGCGUCAUACUUCAACUGGAGUAGCGGUAGAAGAAGAAAAGUAAAAUACCCUGUGUGUAGAAUUGUUUGUAUAAAUUUUGGGGGCGGAGGGAGCAUAAAGUAGUGUACAUUAGUGCAUAUAUCUCCCACUCUAACCCUUUAUAUCAUAGAAACGGCCAGUCAUUCUGGGCGGUGGAUUGAAACCAGCCUGAAUAUGGACGGUCUGGAGGAUACCUUAGCGUGAUUUUUAUAUAGACAUAGGUUGUACGGAAUUGGUAUCGCGAGGGCAUGACUAGUAAUAUGACUAUAUUGUUCUG
Molecule: messenger RNA, 2346 nt
Organism: Xylona heveae TC161
Lineage: Eukaryota; Fungi; Ascomycota; Xylonomycetes; Xylonales; Xylonaceae
Product: MFS general substrate transporter
Exons: 3
Coding region: 167-2074 (635 amino acids)
Biological process (GO): transmembrane transport
Cellular component (GO): membrane
Molecular function (GO): transmembrane transporter activity
Source: RefSeq, a predicted model, not a curated record